Messenger RNA from Drosophila serrata, 1920 nucleotides. It is a transcript of the gene DCAF12, whose product is annotated as DDB1 and CUL4 associated factor 12-like protein. Lineage: Eukaryota; Metazoa; Arthropoda; Insecta; Diptera; Drosophilidae. Gene Ontology annotation, cellular component: Cul4-RING E3 ubiquitin ligase complex. Gene Ontology annotation, molecular function: protein binding. The record is from RefSeq and is a predicted model, not a curated record.
CCACCAUUUUUGUUUGGACAAUGAAGUCGGUGAAAAAGUAAUUAAAUACUGGUAAAAGACAGCUAAACGGCAGCAACCCAAUCGCCCCAAGAUGUUCAAUGGCAUGGUGAGAACCAUCCGCGACAGCGUGGUGGGCACCUAUCCGUCCUGCCAUGUCAACGCACGGCUGGAGGAGCGCAGGGCCAAGCAACGGGCGAUGCGACAGGAGCGCAGGCGAAAACCGGACAAGCCCGAUGACUUCGUCACCUACGAAGACUCGGGCAGCGACGAGGAGACGCCCCAGCAGCAGGAGGAGGUGCUGAACACGUCUUACAAUCUUUGUGACUACCUGCGCAGCCGGGAGAGCUCCCUGCGGGAUCGCCGCAGCGUGAACGUGGAGUACACUAGCCGCUAUGUCCUCACCCAUGACAUGCUGCGCGAGACGCAGAUCAGUCUGGGCUACAUAAACAAGGUCUUCUGUUCAAAGUGGCUGAGCAGCCGACAGGUGGUGUUCGGAACCAAGUGCAAUAAGCUGCUCGUAUACGACGUCAACAUGCGGCGAGUGGACGCCAUUCCCACCCUUUCCAACAGCCGGGCGAAUCACCCAGAGGUGCAGGGAGGUCUACAUGCCAUUGAGCUGUCGCCCAGCCGAUCCUUCCUCGCCACCGGGGCGCGAAACUCCUCCGACAUUGCCGUGUACCGUCUUCCUACUCUGGACCCUGUGUGUGUGGGCGAGAGCGGGCACCGUGACCUGAUCAUGGGCAUGUGUUGGCUUGACGACCAGUUCCUGGUAUCCGGAUCGAAAGAUUCGCGGAUGGCUCUGUGGCGCAUCAACGAGGACCACAUGGAGUUCCCGGAUGGGGGUGAGGAGGCGUGUCCCACCUUUGCCACGAUACACCCGCUCAGCGUCAAAGAAGUUCGCACUGCCCAGAGGAUACGUUCCCUCUGCUUUAACAAAGAGUUUAAGGAAAUAGCAGCCCUCUCUCUCAAUGGCUACAUUCACAUCUUCAAUGCAGAGACCUUCAAACAGACACUUUCCCGUAAGCUUCCCAACUGCCAGGAUAAUGUUAGCAUAGCCUACCACAGCGACGGGCUCUACGCCGUGGGCUGUCGUUCCUAUACCAUCCUACUGGACGCUCGUACGCUGCAAACGAUUAAGAAGAUCACGUCUCGGUACAGCGGAUGCGGAAUAAGAGCAACCUCCUUCGAGGGUAACCUCCUGACAGUAGGAACAGGACUGGGAAUGCUGCUGUUCUAUGACAUCCGCGCCGGAAAGUAUCUGGAGAGUAGUGUAAACGCCUCCCGCACAGUUGCCCUCAAGUGCAGUAAAGGUAUUGUGUACCCCGAAGACGAAAUGGACGGCUUCCAGCAGGUGAAAUACGUUCCCGCCAUCUACACGCACUGUUACGACAGCACAAGGAUGCGACUCUUUGCAGCCGGGGGACCACUUCCAGCCACGCUGGUGGGUAACUAUGCAGGCGUUUGGCAAUAAAUCAGAGCAGCAAGGAAUGCGACCCAGGCUCACACAACUGAUUAGUUUUUAAGUGAUUCUUCGAAUCUAGUGAUCAUGAUUUUUGCCCAUUCUUUCUUUAUUUCCCCUCCCUUUUUUUCAAGCUUUCAAAAUCCGAGAUUUGGAUUGUUCUCCUUUUUUUAAGCUCAAAUGUUCUUGCUUGUUUUACUUGAUUUCUCAGUUUUAAUUUAAUCGAUUUUAUGUUAGGUUAAAUAUUAUUAAGUUUGUAUAUUGCACGUAGACAGUAUACACCACUUAGUAAAUCUAAAUGUAAAUUCAAAAUUAUCGAUCCUAUUUAUAUAUAGCUCAUAUAUAUAUAGUACAUACAAUACAAGUAAAAGAAACUAAGUUAUAGACAACACUAGCAUUGAUUAAUAGUCUGAUCUAAAUAUGGUAAUAGAAUUUCAAAUUAAAGAAACCAUUGAAAAUUA